Diachasma alloeum is the source of this 426-nucleotide messenger RNA. RefSeq lists its product as uncharacterized. The transcript has a single exon. The record is from RefSeq and is a predicted model, not a curated record. The coding region runs from base 1 to 426 and encodes 141 amino acids. NCBI's taxonomy places the organism in Eukaryota, Metazoa, Arthropoda, Insecta, Hymenoptera, Braconidae.
AUGGACACAGUCCAUAGCGCCACGAGUUUCACGCCUUUUGAAGUCCUCUACGGUAAAAAGAUCAGACUACCUUCCAACUUCUCCGACCCAGACAAAAUCGAGACCUACAGUGACUACAUGAUUGAUUUCGUCCAAAGACUGGAUCGAAUCCAUCAGAUAGCCGCAGACAAUCUCAUCGGCGCGAAGAUGAAAUCGAAGGGGCAGUACGAUCAAAAAACCCACCCGAUGGAAAUCAAAAUCGGUGAUUUCGUCUGCGUAGAAAAGGAACCCAGAUAUGGGAAACUAGAUCAGCAGUAUGUUGGCCCCUUUGAAGUAGUAGGAAUAACCGAGAAAGGGAAUGUCAUCCUGGAGACAGAAGAUGGCAAGAGACUCGAAAAACACCCAAACAAGCUGAAGUCUGCCCCUAGGGGCAACGAUGAUGAAUGA